CCUCAUCUACCUGCUGGUCUCCCCAUGGGUGUGGGGAUGCCUUGUGGCCUUUCCGGCAGAAGUAGAAGUGGUGGGGGGUUUUUUGGCUCCCACAUGAGCAUUCUAUCUUCGCGUCUUCAUGUCUAAAACGCUCAUGUCAAUGUCAAUAUCAACGGUUCUUGGAUGUUGAGUGUUCCUGAGUUACAUAACCUACAUGUAAUGUCUCAAUUUUCAACUACGGUGUCAUCUCCUUCAGAGCCCGCUAUCCAGCUAGAAGCCGAGAACGCCGCGUCCACCGGAAACGCACCGCAACUCCAACACUCCCUCAACAACGGCGCGCGACUAGACACCUUCGUUUACCUCAAAGCCCUACAAAACGGCGACAUCGCCACAUUCCAAGUAAUCCUCGACAACGGCGGAGACGUGAACCACGACCUGGGCUCCAGCGGCACUCCGCUAAUCAGCGCUCUUCGCCAUAACCACGAGCCAUUGCUAGAGUUCCUCUUAAACAAAAGAACCGAUGUCGAUCCCAGCUAUGGUCGAUGGGGCCACAUGCUUCCGCCCAUUGGCGUGGCGGUGCGGAUGAAUCGUGAUAUCAAGUGGAUGGAGCGGCUGUUACGGGCUGGUGCGAGGGUGGAGGGGAGUGGUGCGUUGCAUGUUGCGGCGAUCAGGGGUGAUAUACCAAGGAUGAGGCUUCUUUUGCAGUAUGGGGCGAAUAUUAAUGAGGUGCCGAUGUGGAGGGUGCUUGCUUUUGUCAAUUACAACAAGAAAGGGACGCCGGUUCAUUGGGCGAUUGUGGGGGGUUCGACUGAGGCUGUUCGGCUUUUGUUGGAAUGUCAGCCAGAUCUCUCUGCUCUUGAUGAGGAUGGUGUUAGUGUCCGGGAUCGACUGCGUGAGGCUCACUACAGCGUCGGAGAAUACUAGUACUCGGGUGUAUUAUGCUUUAUGUACGAGAGAUCCAAAACAGAAGAUGGGACGUAGUAGAUCUUAAACGGCUCCACGAUAAGAGGUGGAUAGUGGGGCUGUGGGAUCUCAAUCCAUUUUCGCGAUUAGGUUUAGCGCCACUGGCGACAUAGGGUUAUUUAGCCUCCCCGCAACUUCGUACGGGUGAGAUUUCAUUUAAAUAAUAAUCGGAGCGCUGUCG
Molecule: messenger RNA, 1123 nt
Organism: Aspergillus glaucus CBS 516.65
Lineage: Eukaryota; Fungi; Ascomycota; Eurotiomycetes; Eurotiales; Aspergillaceae
Product: ankyrin repeat domain-containing protein
Exons: 2
Coding region: 199-903 (234 amino acids)
Cellular component (GO): nucleus; cytoplasm
Molecular function (GO): protein binding
Source: RefSeq, a predicted model, not a curated record